ACCACUACAAAAAAACGCGUGUUUACCGGCGUAAACUACCGGCGGCGCUAUUGCCGUCGGUACACAACGGCGGCACGGCGGCGGCAUUUCAGGCGACCCGAACCUUCGAAAUUACCGGCCAGUUACCGACGGCAAACCCGCCGACGUUAACUAGCGACGGCGACGCCGCCGUUAAGUUUUGAAUAUUCAAUAAAACAUUAUUUUAACACAAUUACCGACGGCGUUGUUGCCGUCGCUAGAUAGCGGCGGCACUUGCCCUCGGUAAUGUCUAAUAUUAGGGCACGCGUAACCUCCUUUUUUUAGUUCUGCGCAAAACAGAUCCCCCCCACCCCCCGCCGCUUCUGCUGCUGCCUGCUGCUGCCACCAGCCGACCGCCGCCGCCGAACCCCGCCGCCGACCGCCGCCGUGCCCAGCCGCCCGUUCGACGAUUUCGUUUCGCCGCUUUCUUCACGACACCCGCCGGAAACCACCACCAAUUUGCAAGAAUGAGUGAUAAUCGUACGUGGAUGUACGCGAGAUACAAUGAUCGUACCGCAUUUGAAACGGGGCUUGAGUUUUUCCUUGAGUGGGCGUUCAAUCAAACGGCGUACACAGAUGGACAAGGUAACAUUAGGUGCCCGUGUAAGAAGUGCAAGAAUCAAGCGUAUUUAGAUGUACCUACGGUCAGAGAACAUGUUAGUAGGCGUGGAUUUGUCCUGAAUUACAAAGUUUGGGUUUGUCACGGGGAAGCACCGCUGUCUAUGCCGAGAGAACAUGCUAUAAUGAAUGAGGAUGAUGGAUUAUACAAUAACUACGAAAGGAUGGUGCAUGACCAUGCUGGACCUAGUAAUUAUCAAGAUCCUCCAAAUCUGGAGCAGCCGCCCAAUAAUGACGCUCAACAGAUUUAUAACAUGUUGGAUGCAGCGGAUACUCCAUUGUACGCAGGAUGUGACACGUACUCACAAUUAAGUUGGAUGACUCAAUUCAUGAGCAUAAAGACUGAAAGCCACAUGUCAGAGAGGACUUACAAUCAGAUGUCUUCGAUGAUGAAAGCUGCUUUACCAGAGGGUAACAACUGUCCAGAAGACUUCUAUAGUACGAAAAGAAAUCUACGUGGUUUGGGUUUGCCAGUAGAGAAGAUCGAUUGCUGUGUUAAUAACUGCAUGUUGUAUUGGGGGGAAACUAGUGAGCUACAUAGUUGUAUGUUCUGUGACCAAUCACGAUAUAAGGACAGCUUGCGUGCAUCUGGGAGUCGCAGAAAGAAACAAGUGCCCGCUAAACAGAUGCACUAUUUUCCCUUGACGCCCCGAUUGCAGAGAUUGUUUGCAUCUCCUGCAACUGCUGAACAUAUGCGGUGGCAUGCGACCUCCACAGACGAUGGGAUAAUGCGCCACCCGGCCGACUCUCCGGCAUGGAAACAUUUGAAUUCAGUCUUUCCUGGAUUCGCCGAUGAGAUCAGAAAUGUGAGAUUGGGCCUCUCUACAGAUGGUUUUGCCCCAUUUGCACAAUCAGGGCGUCAAUAUUCUUCUUGGCCAGUUAUUGUCACGCCGUAUAACCUGCCUCCGUGGUUGUGCAUGAAAGAACAAUUCAUGUUCCUCACAGUCCUCGUGCCUGGCCCAUCAAACCCAAAGAUGAAGUUGGACGUAUUCUUACAGCCAUUGAUACACGAGUUAAAAUCUCUGUGGGAGGUUGGUGUGAACACUUACGACAUAUCGUUGAAGCAAAAUUUCCAGAUGCGAGCAGCUCUGAUAUGGACUAUCAGUGAUUUUCCAGCGUACGCUAUGUUGUCUGGGUGGGGUACAGCUGGGAAAUUGGCAUGUCCACAUUGCAUGGAGAAUACAGAAGCAUUCACUUUGCCGAUGAGUGGAAAACAAUCGUGGUUUGAUAAUCAUCGGAAGUUCUUACCUCCUAACCAUGUGUUUAGGAGAAACAAAACUUCAUUCUUGAGGAAUAAGACAUGCAAUGUUGGUCCACCAGAACAAAGAUCAGGAAUACAAAUCUUGAAUCAAAUCGAGGGGUUAGGCUUCGUGAAGGUUACCGAAGACUUCGAUGGCAGGAACGCUCAACUCGCCAAAUAUCAAGAUGUAGGGUGGAAAAAGAAAAGCAUAUUUUGGGAUCUACCCUAUUGGAGAUAUCUUUUGAUUCGACAUAAUCUGGAUGUUAUGCACAUUGAGAAAAAUGUGUUUGAUAACGUGUUUAUUACUGUCCUGAAUGUGAAGGGGAAGACAAAAGAUACAGAAAAAUCUAGAGAAGAAUUGAACACCUUCUGCAAGCGGAAAGAGUUGAAGAAAGUGGCUGGAACUCGAGGGUAUCCGAAAGCAUGUUAUACGCUUGACAGGGAAGAGAAGAAGAUCUUACUCCAAUGGAUCAAGAGUCUGAAGUUUCCCGAUGGGUACGUGUCAAAUAUUAGUAGAUGCGUUGACAUGAACGCCCUGAAGAUGCACAACAUGAAAAGUCACGACUGUCACGUGUUCAUGCAAAUCCUUCUGCCUGUUGCAUUUAAAGAACUUCUUCCUAAGAAUGUUUGGGAGGCAAUUACAGAGUUAAGUUUCUUCUUCAGAGAAUUAACAUCCCGCAACGUGGCCAUAUAUGACAUGAGAAUACUGAGUGAGAAGAUAGCUGUUACUCUUUGCAAACUUGAGCGUAUCUUCCCGCCUAGUUUAUUUGAUUCAAUGGAGCACCUACCAGUUCAUUUGGCAGAUGAGGCACGAUUGGCUGGUCCAGUGCAAUAUCGGUGGAUGUAUCCUUUUGAAAGAUAUUUGAGGACAUUAAAAAAUCAUAUAAAGAACAAAGCCAAGGUUGAGGCGUCCAUCGCCAAUGCAUACUUACAUGCAGAAAUGUCAACCUUCUCUUCGUUUUACUUUGAAGAUCAAAUAUCUACAAAGUGGACAACUUUGCCUCGCAAUAUUGAGAUGCCCGUUGCUGAAAAUGAUGAUCCUCUUUGUCUCGCCAUAUUCAAACCUAUUGGGCGUUCACUUGGCCGAGGGACGAAGAGAUACAUGGAUGAGCGCGAAUGGCAUGCUGCACACAUGUAUAUUUUGAGCAAUUGUGCAGAGGUUGCAGAGACAUAUAGCAAGAUCUUCAAGGAGGAAAAACGAUAUGCAAAUCCUUACAUGACUGAUGCAGAGUUUGAAGUCGCGUUUCACAACGAGUUUAUUCUGUGGUUUAACCAUUACGUUUGUCGUCCUUGUAACGACGAGUUGAACCCUUAUAUUAGAUCGCUUGCAGCUGGACCAUUAAGGGAGAUUGAAACAUACUCCGGCUAUUUCGUGAAUGGCUACAGGUUUCACACAACUGAUCAUGAUAGAGAGAGUGCGACUGUGAACAGUGGCGUUUGCAUAAAAGGUUCGGUCUAUGGUAGUGAUAGAGAUGUGCUAGACUUUUAUGGGCGUCUGCAAGAGGUUUGCGUGCUGGAGUAUCCGGGGUAUCCAAUUAAGCAGACAGUCUUGUUCAACUGUGAAUGGUUUGACUUGUCGGCUCAGGGAACUUCUAUUGAUACAGACUUCAAGUUAGUUUCACUGAACCACACACGAAGAUAUAAGAAGUAUGAUCCCUUUGUUUUGGCGAGUCAAGUAGUUCAAGUGUUUUACUGUCCCUAUCCCAGUACGAACCAAUCAAAGAAAAAUUGGUGGUCAGCAUGCAAAGUCAACGCAAGAUCUAAGGUUGAAGUGUCUACUGCAGCAUCUACAUCAACAUUAGAUCAACCAUUUCAAGAAGAAGUGGUUACUAUUAUGCCUACUCACACAAGUGUAGGCAUUGAACAACCACUUCUCCUUCAUCCCCUCGGUGGAGUCGUUGAGAUUGAAGAUGACGAUGAAGCAGAAGACGAUGAUUCCCCGUUGACAUCUAACGAUAGUGAUGAUGAUAGUAGUGAUGCUUAUGAAUAAAUGCAUCAUGUCUACCUCUCGAGGUUUGUUGGGAUUUGGGAGGCGAUAUGGCGUUAAUGCGCCAGAAGCUACAGCAGAUACAUCUGAUGGGUCUGGGACGCAUAUUUCUGGGACUCCCGAGACUCCCCAGGCUUCUAGUAG
Messenger RNA from Salvia miltiorrhiza (redroot sage), 4007 nucleotides. RefSeq lists its product as uncharacterized. Bases 486 to 3866 code for a protein of 1126 amino acids. The transcript is spliced from 6 exons. NCBI's taxonomy places the organism in Eukaryota, Viridiplantae, Streptophyta, Magnoliopsida, Lamiales, Lamiaceae. The record is from RefSeq and is a predicted model, not a curated record.